Messenger RNA from Panonychus citri (citrus red mite), 4036 nucleotides. RefSeq names its product nose resistant to fluoxetine protein 6-like. Gene Ontology annotation, molecular function: acyltransferase activity, transferring groups other than amino-acyl groups. The record is from RefSeq and is a predicted model, not a curated record. The transcript has 9 exons. NCBI's taxonomy places the organism in Eukaryota, Metazoa, Arthropoda, Arachnida, Trombidiformes, Tetranychidae. Bases 1 to 3507 code for a protein of 1168 amino acids.
AUGUUGGUCAAUCUAAUUAAGUUAUUGUUCUUUGUGAACUUAAUUGCUUUUUCCAAAUUCACUGUCAACUGUCAACUUGAUUCCAUUGAGGAAUCUGUUCCAACCACUACAAGUGAACCUAAUCUAUUGGACUUAUCACCGGGCACAUCAACUUCAACUACCACAGUUAAACCAUCGACAGUCAGACAAGGUAGAACUCCAUCAACACCCUCAUCCCCAUCAUCGCUAAUACCUUCAUUUAAAUCCUCAACGACGACUACACCUCAAUCGGACGACAUUGUGACAUCUACCUCAAAACCAAAUGUUACUUCAACUGAAUCUAGUGAAAUUGAUCCAGAAAAUCGUAAAGGAGAAGCAGAAAUCGAUAUUGAAAAUGAUAAAGAAUCAGAAAUAACAUUACCAAUCACAAAAGAAUUUAUUCUUAAAAGUGAAGAUAAAUUAUUAGAAGAUCCAAGUGAUCAAACUACUACAAUACAACCAGAGAAAAUAAUUGCAAAAGUAUCAACAUCAGAGGAGCUUGAAAAAAGUAACAAUGAUAAUUCAUCUAGUUCAUCUACCGAAUCGUCCACUUCGACUACGACUUCAACCACCUCCACAACUACAACUACAACAACAACAACUACAUCAACUAGUAAACCAGAGAUAUCACCACCUGAUUUCCUGAAUGACGAAGAACUCGUUCCAAAAGAUAGUCCUGAUAGUCGUGAAAGUCGAGCUAAUUCAGCUCUUCGAAAUGGCCAUGAAGGAAAGAAGGACGAAACAGAAGAUAAAAAAGAAGAGGAAGACGAAGAAAAUAAAAGUGAAAUGAAAGAAUCAUUGAAUAAGCCCGAGGGCUCAUCGUCAACCGGAUCAACCGAAUCGUUGUCUUCAUCUGAUUUAUCCUUUGAUUCGUUUGAUGAUCUUGAUUUAGGUAAUCUUACAUUACCAAGUUUCGAAGAAAAUUCUGUUGUCGAUCUUCUCCGUGGCAAUGAUUCUGCCAAUGAAACACCAUCGUCUCAGGAUAAAAGUUUUUCUGUUGAAGGUUCGUCAGGCUCUGGUUUAUUGGUUCGAUUGUUUCAAGGACCAGAUCGAUCUAAAUUGCCUGUUGAUUCAAGAUCUGAAGAUAUCUAUCGCUAUCUUUCCGGAAUAGUUGAUAAUGAGACCUCGGUAAUUGGUAAAUCAAUCUUACCUCAUGUAAUCCAGUUAGGCUACAAAGUUCAUAUCGACGGGAAAUGUUCAAAAGCAAUUCUCGCGAUAUCAAAUGGAGUUAAAGCUAAACGUUCAUGGGCCUUCCAAUUUUUAGAUUCGUAUGGUCAACGAGGAGAUGGCUUUUUGGCUGGAACUUUGAGCUCUCUUGGUAAUUUUGACCAAUGCUUACAAGUUCGAGCAAGUGAUGAUGCCAUUGCGGAAGAAGACGAAUUCACUGGUAAAUACUGUUUAGCUCAUGUCAAACCACCACUUCCCGAACCACCGAAAGAUCAACGGGCUCAUUUCAAAUCAUCUUUAUUCAAUUAUGCUGGAACUGAACUUGAAAAUACUUAUCUCGAGGAAUGGGGUUCAUUUGCUCAAGAAUUAUAUUCAAACUCUUAUACCGUAGGGAUGUGUAUCCCUUCAGUUUGCCAAUCUAAAGAUAUCGCCAAAAUACUCAAUGAAUUGGCAACUCCAUUUAAUUUCACGGUUUCCUUCAAUUCUCGCUGCACACCAGAAACAAAUUAUUGGGAAGCCCAAUCCCCACCAGAAUAUGCCAUAUUCAUCUUGUGCCUCCUUGGACUCAUGGUGGCUUUUGGAACAUCAUAUGAUUUGUAUAUUAGGAAGAAGGAAGAAAAUUGCCUUGGACGAUUAUUUGCCGCUUUCUCCAGUAUUUCUAAUACAAAGGCACUUUUAGGCCAUAACAAGACACCAAACGAAGCAAAGAAAGAGAAAUUAGCUAAAGAGAGACAAAUAAUGGCUGGUCAAUCACUCUCGUGGAUUCAUGGACUCCAGUUUCUCUCUGUUUGUUGGAUUAUAAUCGCAAAUGUGUAUCAACUUGGUGGCUUACCAAUCACAUACUUGCUGAAAAAUUUGCACAUGGACUUUCGAUCACAAGGAGGAUCAAUCAUGUUCCAAUUCAUUUUAAAUUCAUGGGACUACAUGGCUGAACUUUUCUUCCUUUUGAGUGGAUUCGUCUUUUGUCUUGGUCUAUUGGGAGCUCGAGAACGUAAACGUUGUCCAACCUUUGGCCGCUUCUUUAUUCGUACUUGGCUAUCUUAUGUUCCUUCAAUUAUUGGUAUCAUCUUGAUUACACUAAUCGUCUUCCAAUGGUCAUGGCAAAAUGGUCCUUCCUUUAGUAGAGCGGAAAGAUUAAUUGUUGAACCAUGUAAUCAAAAUGGAAUCGCCAAUAUAUUUUUAUUCAAUAAUUGGUUACCUAUUAAUCAAAUGUGUUUACCACAAACAUGGUUCUUAUCUGCUCUGUUUCAACUUCAGAUCAUUGGUUUCAUGGUUAUCAUGUUAAUCCACCGACGACCUGCUCUCGGAAUCGCCUUAUCCCUCCUACUCAUUUUACUUGGAAUCGUUUUACCUGGUUUAUUUACUUAUCAAUAUAAUUUACCACCAACAAUGCUUCUUAAUAAUCCAAACAUGCAGCAGCUACGAGAUGACCUUUCAAUUCAAUAUUUUGCAACUUAUAACCACCUCUCCUCUUACUUCGUGGGCCUCCUGUUGGCUUAUCUAAUUUACAAGAAACCAGCAAAACCAAUACUAAACAAGGGUCUUCGACUUGCUAUUUGGAUUGUUCUUGGUGCCAUAAGUUUAUCUUCAAUAUUGAUUACCUGUAAAUGGAAUGGAUUUAAAGAGAUUCCUAAUCUAACUUCAUCCAUCAUCUACUCAGCAUUACACCGAAUUGCUUUUAUUUCAUUCUUUGUUUGGCUUAUCCAUCAAUUUACAUUUAAACAAGGAGGUAUGAUUGGAUCAUUUUUGUCUUGGAAAGCAUUUAAAACACUUAAUGGUCUCAGCCUUCAAGUAUAUUUGAUACAUUUAAUUAUUAUCUGGAACUUUUUCCUCACAAAACGUGAUUUAGUUGAUUAUCGUAACUUUGAAUUGACCAUUACAUCAUUUGGCAUAAUAUUGGUCAGUCUAUUUUGUGGUUAUCUGACCUACCUGUUGAUCGAGGCUCCGUUUUAUCAAAUAACCACGGGUUUUGUUAAAUGCCUAUUUGGUUGUGAUCUUAAAUCACGUCUUCGUGAAUAUGAAAAUGAAACUGAUGGUAAUUCAAGUGAUCCAAUGAGCGAGGAAAAGAAAACAGCUCCAGAAGAAUCCAUUUGUACCGUUGAUGGAGCGACUUUAGGAAACAGUGAGGUUCGAAUUGAAAUAUCAUUACCCAAGGAUGAAAAUUCUGCUGAAAAACAAGCCCAACAAUUAACCACAGAAUCAAAAAAUGAUCAACAGUCAGAUCAAGAACAAGUUCCUCUCCAAGAUCAGCCUCAGCCUCAACCACAACAUCAACAGCAACCAAACGGAAUCAACAACAAUGGAGUCGUUAUUAGACUCUGAAGCAAUAAAAUGACAGCGAAAAUUUGUCCACAAUAAUGUAAAAAAUCAUCAUCUUGGCAAUUUAAUCAUGUCCAUCCAAUUAUCAAAAUCUAAGUGUGAAAUUGAUUAUUCAGGGAAACUCUGAUUCCUGAUGCAAUCUGAUUCUUUUAAAAAGGUUACAAUACUCACAAUACUCACGUUGAUAAUGUUGAAAUUUAAUCAACUUUUGAAUGGACACAGAGGACAAACAAUUAAUUAAUGGCCCAGAUCAUCAAUUCCUCACCCAUUUAUCUCAAUUCUAGUUUGAUAUGAACAAUUUUUCACUACAAUUUAUUUCCACUAUUUUCUCAUCAUUUUUUAUACAUAGAUUUUAUCUCAAUUUUGUAUUUCAACGAUCAACCAAACAAAUUGAAAAAUCACAAUUCAUCAAGACAUUAAUCACAUCGGGAAUGUGAUUAUGAAGUAUUUUAUUGUUUCAAUCAAUUAAUUUUCAUUAACUCACAGGACAAAUAAAAUCCAACGUGAUUUAGUAAACACUAUUAAGCGACAA